AUGUAUAAGGUCUCGAAGUGUCUACAACUACGAGCUGCAUCCUCAUUCUUUGGAGGGCGCAUUGUCAAACGUCUCGCCUCAGUCAUAGCCGUUGUCUUGUUAGCGCACAUCGGCACUGUCAACGCCGUUGCCGGCGUAACGACUUGGAACGACUACGGAACGCAAUCCGGUGUCGCUUGUUCGGAUUUCUUGCCUACUAACUCUCAGGGAAACAAUAUUUUUUCUGCUACUUUGAGUGAUCUUUCGCCUCUAUGGACGGGAUCCAGAUGUCAGGGAUCUAAAGAUGCGAGCAAAUGCAAUGGACAUGGAUCUUGCGUUAAUUGCAUCGGUCCCGCUUGUCCCGGUGAGCAACAAUGUGGGCACUGUUUUAAUAUUCGAUGCACUAGAUCUCUCGAUCACGAGACUUCUGGAUCGUGCACUGGCAACACUGUCAAGGACGCAUGCCCAUCGACUCAUCCUGCCAACUACUGCAAGGUUGCUUCUGUCCCAGACGAUGAAGCCUGUGAGGCUAGUGGCGUCAACGCCUUCGAUAUUGCGAUCACGGCGAAGAGUAUCCUCUCGUCUUUCCAAGGAAAUCUCAAUAUUGACAUUGAGGUUACCAGCUGUUGAACGCGAGGCUACAUGUGAGGCGUGGAAACAUCCAAUGGCAAUUAUUGUACUUUUUGCUUUUGACAUGCGGUGCACUAUUUCGUAAUUUGCAUCGACCCUAGUUUUUCUGAAAACGCUGCGUUGUCGGCCGCCAGUUACCGGGCGCAGUCGUAUAAGAUUCUUAUGAUGGAAGUGAGGGUAAAGGUGACUAAGUACUGCCCCACAGGACGAUAUCGAUGAAGAUGUCAAGAAACGUGAAGAGAAGUGGUGAUUCGGCGG
Desarmillaria tabescens is the source of this 867-nucleotide messenger RNA. RefSeq lists its product as uncharacterized. The record is from RefSeq and is a predicted model, not a curated record. The transcript has 11 exons. Bases 1 to 609 code for a protein of 202 amino acids. Lineage: Eukaryota; Fungi; Basidiomycota; Agaricomycetes; Agaricales; Physalacriaceae.